UCUGCUCUGCUCUGCUGCUCCUCUCUUCUUCCUCAUUUCUCCCUGUUCUGUACAUAAACCACAAUGAACUCCGUCCUGAACUGCUCGCACAUGCUCAACACCCUCCGGAUACCCCUCAGCCGGCCACACAGCCUCUCCGCCGUGCUCUCGGCCGCACGGUCCUUCUCCACCACACCCACCGCCAACAACUACCACUUCGACACGCUCAAGUUCAUGCAAAAGCUCGAGGCGAAUGGUUUCUCUCCCAAACAGUCCGAGGCAGUUUUGAAUGCUCUCAGCGAGGUCAUCACCGAAUCCGUCGAGUCGCUCUCGACCACCCUCGUCCGCAAGGAAGUGCUAUCACGGCAGGCGUAUCAGCAGAAAGUUGACUUUGCCAAACUGCGCAGCGAGCUGCUCACUCUCGACAAGACGGACUCGACGCAGGUCAAGAACGAGCACGAGAGACUGAUGAGCAGUAUGGAUAAGCUGCAGGUGCAGCUCAAAGAGGAGAUCGCAAAGACGCAGGCGAACGUGCGCUUGGAUCUGAAUCUCGAGAAAGGCCGCAUCAGGGAAGAAGGCGCGGUGCAUGAGCUCAAGAUCAAAGAGACAGACACGCGGAUCGAUACUGAGGUUGCGAAUGUGAAGACGCAGCUGGAGCAAGUCAAGUUUCAGGUCAUGCAGUGGCUCAUCGGUGUCUGUACUGGAUCAUUUGCCUUGGUUCUGGCAUACAUUCGCAUGCUUACAUAGACAUGACUCUUGAAUACAAAUAUCUCCAAAUAUCAAUUCUUACUACGCAAAGCCAUACAUAU
Myxozyma melibiosi is the source of this 788-nucleotide messenger RNA. RefSeq names its product coiled-coil domain-containing protein 90A,mitochondrial. The transcript has a single exon. Gene Ontology annotation, biological process: mitochondrial respiratory chain complex IV assembly. Lineage: Eukaryota; Fungi; Ascomycota; Lipomycetes; Lipomycetales; Lipomycetaceae. The record is from RefSeq and is a predicted model, not a curated record. Bases 64 to 726 code for a protein of 220 amino acids. Gene Ontology annotation, cellular component: mitochondrion.